GCUGCGAACACAAGAAGAUAGAAUGGUGGGAAUGGGAUCUUUCGAACAUGAUCUUCGGGGGAAUUUCGACCGAAGCGAAAGAUGAGUCCCGCCCUUCCAAGCUAGCCCCAAGGUAUGAGGCACGUACCCCAGACCUCCCAACAGACAUACAAACAUCCCUCAACCUAUCAGUGCACUGUGAACUUCACCCUGAUCUGAUCCAACCUCAUUGAAUCACAAUGCUGCCUGAAUCCACCACCGUUUUGAUCGUCGGCGCAGGUCCUGCAGGCCUUUGUUGUGCAGUGUCUCUCCUUGCGCAUGGUGUGAAGCCAGCAGACAUCACCGUCGUCGAUGCACAACCGGCGGGUCUCAAUUUGUCACGAGCAAUCGUCAUACAUGCACAGACGUUAGAGGACCUUGCUUCCAUCGGUGCAGCAGAGCCAAUUGUCGCUCGAGGUUUUCACUCCAAAUACAUGAGAAUCCAAGCGCAGACGACGGUUCUGGCACGCGCCAACUUCCCAAGUCUCGAGUCUUACACUCAGUUCCCGUAUGCGCUAUUGAUUUCGCAAGCGGAUACAGAACAACUCUUGCUCGAGAAACUAAAGAAGCAAGGGGUUGUCAUACACAGACCAUGCAAGGUGACAGACAUGCAUGGCUCGGAUGAUGGUCUUCGAGUCGCUUUCGAGGGAGGUGAGGUGAUGAGAGCACGCUUUGUCGUUGGUGCUGACGGGUCACGAUCCACGAUCAGAAAGUUAGCCAACAUCCCAUUCCGUGAUCCCUCCACAGGAAAGGACCCUCACGGUCAAUCUCAAGUAGAAACUACCGAGCCAUAUGGGUUUAACUCCUUCGCGCCGUUAAUCAUUGCCGACGUCUAUCUUGCUGGGCACAUACCCCCAUCAGUCAGUCUGACUGAUCUCAACACCUUCAUGAGUCAAUACGGUUACCUGUUGGUUGCCCCCUUGCCAGCUGCACUCGAUGAUCCAGAGGGACGAACCAUCUUUCGUUUGUCAUGCGCUGCUGAGCCCGGCGCCAAAGAGAUCACCAAAGCGCGACUUCAGCAGGUCCUCAAGGCAUCAAUUGGACUUCCUGACGAGCAAACCCCGAUAAUUGAUACGAUCCUCUGGUCAUCAACUUUCCGAGUUAAGUCCGCUGUAGCGGACAAAUUUUUCCAGCGCCUGGCCGGGGGCGUCGUGGCGUUGGUCGGAGAUGCAGCUCAUGUUCAUUCACCGGCGGGGGGACAGGGUAUGAACCUUGGUCUCCGUGAUGCAGUCAGACUGGGGGAGAUCCUGGCGGACAUCACGCGAUUCGAUAACACCGAUGCGACAGUCUCUGCAAAGAGAGCUUAUAUCGCUGAGCGUUUGGGUGCUUUUUCGGAUGAGCGCAGGUCGAUGGCGAUAGAGGUGAUUAAGAUGACGAAGCUAUUGACUUGGAUGACAGGGUUGCAAAGCGUGUUUGCACGUACGGCACGCAAUAUCAUCUGGUGGUUGAUGGGCAGGACGAGUCUUGUCAACAACGGGUUCGCCUGGAGACUCAGUGGCCUUCGGCCUGGGACAAAAGCGAAGCAGCAAUAGAUUUAGGCUCUCGAUAUCAUACGCAUGUAUUUUUGUUCAACUUUCACUCACCGCUGAUAGGUAGAACUGGGGUCUGAAUACUAUUUCUCCUUGGGAUUACUACGGUAAACGGGUAACAAGUACACGAGACUGUGUGUGUUCCCUGAGGCAUCCAGAGACUGUGAAUCCCAAUGCAGCGGCUUCCUAGAGAACGCGUUAGUCAUCAGACUACCUAAAAUACAUAAUAGGAUCAAUC
Molecule: messenger RNA, 1785 nt
Organism: Somion occarium
Lineage: Eukaryota; Fungi; Basidiomycota; Agaricomycetes; Polyporales; Cerrenaceae
Source: the annotation of a GenBank genome assembly